AUGGAGUCGCACGAAUUACGUAUUAGAGAAGUCGGGGGAGUGUCUAUUUUAGUGCACAAGGACAAAAUAGUAAAUCCUUUGGCUGAGAAAUUUGCAAAUAAAUAUCUACCACGUCUUAUCGAAAGUAGUGAAAUCCGCAGUACUAUAUUGUCGGAAAUUAAAAGUUACUACCAGGAACAUUCCAAACAGCAUUAUUUAUUGAAGCAGAUAAUUGCUGUUACAGAUGACUCCGAGGUACCAGGAGUCAAAGAAUCUAAGCUAAAUGUUUGCAAGCUUUGCUUCAAUCAUGCCUCAAAGUCACACAUUAAUCAUCAUCUUAGAACAGAACACAGAGUCAAUUGCAACUUCCAACGGCACGUCUUCAGAACAACCGGGUAUGCAAUUCCCAACCAAAAGUGCGGCUUUUCCUAUAUAUACCGCGAAAAAGAAGACACCAAACCGCCCACUUCAAUGACAACCAUCGAAGGCCCGCAUACCCAUCUCCGGCACGAGGACAAGUUCCUCCGCACAAUCAACGCCAACCUAUAUUACGGAAAGGGAUACCCGCAGUAUCUACACAGCGAAAACAAGGAAGAGAGCAUACCGGUGUUUGAGGCCGUCAAGAAGUAUAUUCUCCAGGACAGGCCACAUUUGAAAGGCACGCAUCCCAUUUACAACCGGAUGUUGCGAGAGGGAAUAUUGAAGGUGCCGGUUCUCUUUACGACGCAGGUGAUAUAUGCAAAUUACGCCGGCCGCUUUUUCUACACGUUUGCCAAGUUAUGCGAUAACCGAAUCAUCGAGGAGGUGGUGACCAAUCCCACCGACGAAGUGGUGAAGCGAGCGGUGAUGGAGACGAUCGAGAAGUAUAUUGUGGUGGAAGAAGACACGACUGAAACGUUUAUGAAAGCCGUGAUUAUCUCGUUGAUGCUUCCCGAUGACCGGUUUGCGCAGUCGAAGGUGCGAGCCAAAAUCUUUGACGGCAUCAACUAUUUCUUGAAGUUGGCCAUAGCAGACUAA
Messenger RNA from Debaryomyces hansenii CBS767, 996 nucleotides. RefSeq names its product DEHA2E00198p. Lineage: Eukaryota; Fungi; Ascomycota; Pichiomycetes; Serinales; Debaryomycetaceae. The transcript has a single exon. The coding region runs from base 1 to 996 and encodes 331 amino acids. The record is from RefSeq and is a predicted model, not a curated record.